Anopheles arabiensis is the source of this 5592-nucleotide messenger RNA. It is a transcript of the gene Ypel, whose product is annotated as protein yippee-like CG15309. The coding region runs from base 1742 to 2413 and encodes 223 amino acids. The transcript is spliced from 6 exons. Lineage: Eukaryota; Metazoa; Arthropoda; Insecta; Diptera; Culicidae. The record is from RefSeq and is a predicted model, not a curated record.
GUCCGUGGACAAACACAGAAACGCUCUCGAGCAAAGCGAACGGCUGGCUGGCGGGUUCCGACGGUUGAAGCGUACCGUUCUGCUACCAUAUCAGUUACAACCGUUGCCGUAUGAAGUACACCGCACGGAAAGCGUUUUGUCCCUAGACGUUGCCGUCAUAGACAGUGGAGCUAAAAAACACGCAUCUCCCAAAACUGCCGUCGCGCGCUGCUACGCCCCAGGAAACCUUAGUUCCGCUGUUAGUUCCGUGUGCGAGUUCUUGCCUGUUUUGUGCGAGCCUACCUUUCUUUGGCCUCUCGACUUAGUGUGUGUGUGUGUGUGUGUGUGUGUCCACGUGUGUGUGUGUGUGUGUGUCCGCGCGCGUCCUUCUCUUCCGCGUGUGUUUUCAUCACGCGAAAGACAGCUGUUUCGCGUCUUUUAUUGCGUUGCGGUCGGCUGAACUUCCGCUGCCGCAGCAAACGGAUGGUGUAUGUCGUGAGAGACGGUGGCUGUCGGUGGAAAGUUGGAGUGCAGUGAAGUGGUUUGGGAAAGAUCGUGCACGUUGACAGUGUGUUGCUCUGGCAAGGCUCAGUCCAGCAGCCCACGGUACAGAACCCCUCCGCGCUCAGUGGACGAUGAUCUUAAAGUGUUACGCGAAAACGCGAAACCAACGAAUUAUUGGUAGCCUGUUGCGCCAUCGAUGGUGUUGUUCAGUGUUCCCUAGCAACGUACAGCUAGGCCGUCGCUGCCGUGUGUGCCAGUUCAAGUUGCCAACGUUCUGCGGCCAACCGCCCGAGUCUUGAUAGGAAAGAAAAGGUGCGUGAGAAGUUCGUUCCGCAGAAUACUCCCUCGAGUUUUGUUGCGGGAAGUUGAGUGCCCUUAUUAGCCCGGUUUCGUUUUGUUUUGUUUCGGGGUCAAUAUCCGGUGCCGGUGCAGCUCUCGGCUGAAGAUUGGCUGCCCAACGGACGGUGUGUUAGUGUACUUGGCAAGCUCUCCGAUAGACAUUCGUUCUGCGUUUGCCUGGAUGAUCUUCAAGAACGGAAGCGCAAGACAGAGCGCGAGACAGAGAGAGAGAGAGAGCGAGAAAGAUAGUGCAAGAGAUCGAGAGUAACGAAGAGAGAAGAUCCCGAAGAACCGGAGAACAGCCCAAGAAUUUCCAAUUAUAACGCAGCACUAGACAGUCACUAGUAUUCUGUAUUGCAAGCAGAAGGAGACGACGAAAGGGCGUAAGCAUAGCAUAACAGCAGCCAUACAACGGUCGGUCGAACAGAGGCCUAGAACGGACGAAAGUAAAAUAUCAGCAUUUUGCGUCACUAUUUCACGUUAGCGCUUAAUCUACUACCGUCUGCUAGCUGUGUGUCCUUUUCGGGACUUCUGGAAGAGUUGUUUGCGGAUUAAGUGAAAAGAAAGACAAAAGUAAACAUUCUAACGGCUCUACCGACCGUACAGAGCGUGUGUGUGAUCUUCAAUGUCUGUAUGAGCUGCAUGUCGAUCGUAGUGUACACUGGCCGAGUGUUGCCUAGAGACGGGUUUAUAACAGCAGCGUACUUUAGCUAACGAAGCGUGCCCUUUUUUGUUGUUGGUGUUGGUGGUGUAAGAUUAGGUAAAGAAAAAAUCCUAUCGAAAACCUCUGGAAGCCAUCAAGCUCAACAAUAAUACGUUCCUAAGACGUACGAAGAUCUCCGGACCACUAUCGAAGGACCCUGCUCAUCCAUCCUAUUUGUUUAUCCUGCCAACAGCAGCGCCAGGGCAGGAAAGACGAAUGCGAAUAACGUUCCUGUUCGAUCUACUAUUCCAGCAGGAGCAGCUUGGGAGUUGGUGGUUGUGGUCGUUGUGGUGGUGGUGUUGGAACUCGAGCAAAAGCCUGAUCGGCCGCUCGGCACCGGCGAUCGGCGGAAGCGUCUGGUGCGACUGGCACCGUCCCCUUUCAGUUCGCCCGUACCGUUUCUCGUCUGCACCAGUCACCCGUACCGUUUCCGGAACCCUGGAAUCCAAUCAAGAAAACGAUCCUACCCAGGAGGCGGCCAACGGAGGGCACGCGAACGGGCAAUCAUCAUCGGCGUCCUCUUCGUCGUCCGGUAGUGGCACAAUGGUGAAAACGUUCCAGGCCUACCUACCGCCAACGAACCGAACGUACUCCUGCGUCCACUGCAGGGCACACCUAGCUAGUCACGAUGAGCUUAUAUCGAAAUCGUUCCAGGGCAGCCAGGGACGGGCGUAUCUGUUCAACUCGGUGGUUAACGUAGCCUGUGGACAGGCCGAAGAGCGUGUGCUACUGACAGGCCUGCAUGCCGUGGCCGACAUUUACUGUGAAUGCUGCCGAACGCCGCUUGGCUGGAAAUAUGAACACGCGUUCGAGUCCAGCCAGAAGUAUAAGGAGGGCAAGUACAUCAUCGAGCUGGCGCACAUGAUCAAGGAGAAUGGUUGGGAUUGAUUUGCGUCGCCGGUGCGGCGCACCCGCACUAGCAGCAAUAGCAGCAGCAGCGGUGGCAGCUCAUCGGCGAUAAAUUAACCCCUUCUAAAAUGUGGAUACAGUUGCAAUUUUUUUUGCAAAUAGUCGUGUGGUAGUACGGAGCCCUCGGAAGACCAACUUGCGUUCAGGUCUUUUAAUCUCCCCCUAUAGUUUUCCAUCCCACUAAGUUGUUUGGAGGGUGAAAGGUUUCCGAUUCCGGUUUCAUCUGUGCACUGCUCUCUGUGUUCACUCGAGAAACGCACCCAGGGAACGCCCAGCUGGCUGGUACGGCUGGGCCAGAGGUCAAGAGAGCGGUUUUACACAAACACACUCACUCACACACACACAGUGACACUUUGUGAGAAAAGAGAAAGAUGGAGACGGCUAAGGACCGCACAAUCCCUCCGAGCGAUGAUAAUAUGUUUGCAACUACCCAAUCUAAUGUACCUUUAGUUCAGCGCGCUAGAUUCCACUGGCGGAGAUGAUUAGUCCUUACCUUCAGCUGCAGCUAGAAGUUUUACUAACGCUAGUUUUAUAAAGACGGUGUGAAAUGGGCGGAAUGUUGAUUUGGAAUCAAAAGCGAUUUCGUCACUUUUGAUUUCAUCAGUCCCGUUUCGUUCCUUGGGGAAGCUCGAUGGAAGCACGUGGCUGCGUUUUCUCCCCAGAGAAAAGUUUCUAUCAAAAAUACUGCCCUUGCGUUUUUUGGAAGGUCGGAUGCCCCAGCCCCUCGUGAUAACCAAUACAACUCCUGCCUUGUUUGUCAUUGCGUCACACGCCUAUGACCGUCGGUUCCGUUUCAUGAGUGUGCGUGUCUUCAAGUGUGUGUGUGUAUUCUGAUAAUGAUUAGCAUGCACUUUGAGGUUGGGAAAGUUUUUCCUUCUACGUUUUUUUUAAAUAUCAUUAGAACAUGAUUUGAAGAACAACAAAACCAACCAUGAAGAUACGGAAAGGAGAGCUCAGUUUGCAAGUGUAGGUUAAGCAGUGUGCGAAUGCAUGGUGGUAUGUCUGCUAGGAGAUGCAAGGAAUAAUCGUACGGAAUGCGAGAGUGAUAUUAGAUUUAGAAGCAGACGGGAAUCCGUAAUGUAUGGAGAAGAGCAGAGCGCAAGGAAGAUACAGAAAUCAUAAAUCAUUUAAACACUGAACAAACUCAUAACAUACACAUAAGAUUAUUGAAAUCAAUAGCGGACACCCGCGAUGCCUCGAUACUGAACGGCGUAGUAGGGUGAUUUGCAUCAAUCGUAUUUUAGUCGAAAUAUACAAAACAAGAAAACGCGAUUUAACGGUUAAGGCUUUAGUUUUUUAAAAACAAACAGGUAUAACAAAACAUCCCCCACACUUUAAGCAGACACAACCGGCAACCCGGCUAUGCUGUGUGUAUGUGUGUGUGUGUGUGUGAGAGAGUGCGUGGAAGAUGCGAUAAGUGAAACAAGGGAAUGCAAGUGAUUGAGCGUGAUCGUGAUAGAUGAUAAGGACUCAAAAUACUGUGACAUUGGAUCGAGUAGCAAAGAACAAACAGAAACACAAAAUCAAAACCUUCAAAAUGCAAGUUAAAAAAAACAGGCGAAGAAGGUAUUUCCUUUCGCACCCAUCCAAAACAGAAAAAAGAAAAACUAAAGAAGAAGACUAAAAAAGAAAUCGAAAAGAUAUAAAAAACAGGAAACAAAAACAAGACAAAACUAAACUGAAAACCAAAACCGAAAUCAAUCAACUCGGCAAUUUAGCGGAAUGGUGUAAAUCGUGCGUGGCUGUAUGGGCGUGUGAGUGCUUGUGCAAUAUGUCUGUGUGUUUGUGCGUGCAUGGGAAUGCGUAAUGAAGGCUGUAAAAGGAUAAACGUCUACGGUAUGCGUGCGUGCUCUUACACUAACCUACCUAUCAGCUCCUAAAUUUUCGUUUUGGGUGAAACUGUUGUGUCCAUCAUCUUGCUAUCCUUUAAAAUUGCGAAUGUGAUCUAAAUUCUUUCAAAUGGGUUAAAACGUCAUGUUUUGGAAAGGGGAAGCGUGAAAACAAUUGAAUAAUUACAACAAAAAAAUACAAAAAAAUUGUGAAAAAUCGCCGGCCGUGUCAGCUGCCCCUAUAAAACAAGAAGAGCAGUAAAUUUCCAAAAAGUAUGAGCACAUUGUCAGCAACGUUAAUUUCCUUAAGUUCACGAUAGCCUAACAAAGUAUCAGAACAAAAAAAAAACGAAACAUUCAAACAGUACGUAGCAAAAUGGCGCAUGGGUUGCAAUGGAAGCAUGAGAGAGACGAGAGAAAAUGAAAAAAAAAAACAAAACAAAACAAAAACCUACUGCCAAUAGAACCAAUACAAAAUACGGAAGGAAUAAGUGAACUGGAGAACCACACGAAGCAGAAACAUAAAACCAAUGGACAAAACGAACAUACCCGCCUAAAUAAUAAGUGACGAGACGCUUUCCAGCUCGUCCAGAAUGGGGCAGGCGGGUUCGAUCAAUCGAAGCGAUCGGAUUCGCUCCCUCCCGGCGCAUCGUACGACGACGCGUUUGGGCAGCAAAAAUAGCAAAUAUUAAUGUAGCUUUCCUUUCUGUCCCUAGCGAUAAUAUGCAAAGGCUUCGAGCGAAAGCGCCUGAUGCACAUUGCGUAGUGUAGUUUUGGUAGCCAAUUCUGUAACCUUCAAAGUGAUCUCUUGUGGAAGCUUUCGGUUUGAAUGUGUUUCUCUAUACUGAAAUGAUUGUUUUUCCCUUUUACCCUCCCUUUUUUUCUUUUAUUUGCUAUAAUCAUAAUCAUUUAUUAUACUUUUUUUAUCUUUUUGUUUUAUCUUUUUACCCACUAUUUCCACAACUGGCGACGACGAAAGGAAACUUUAUUUUAAAAAUGUAAGCCUUUUUUCUUUCCUUAAACAAAAAAAGUGAUUUGAAUAAUGUGAUGUGAUGUGUGAUGCGAGCGAAACGUAUGAAUCAUCGGUGUGUGAUGCUGAAUGGUGGCUGUAUGCGAGUUAAAACAUGACGUUUUGUGAAAGGAAGCGAUGAAUGAAUGCGAAAUGAGUGGCAAACUGUAAUGCAAUUCCUAUGAUUUUUGUAUUUGACACAAGAAAAGUAGCUUUUAUAUUACUAUUAAUUAUGUUGCUAUGCACGUUUCAUUAAAAAAUACAAAAAUACUUUCUAGAAAAAGCUACUUGAGCUUAUAAAACAGAUGAGGUAAAAAAAA